This is a messenger RNA of Trichoderma virens Gv29-8, 900 nucleotides long. RefSeq lists its product as uncharacterized. The transcript has 2 exons. The annotation marks the transcript as partial. The record is from RefSeq and is a predicted model, not a curated record. NCBI's taxonomy places the organism in Eukaryota, Fungi, Ascomycota, Sordariomycetes, Hypocreales, Hypocreaceae.
UUCCCGCCCAUGACAACGCACUGGAACCGACCACUGAGCUGCACAUGGACCUACGUGUAUGAUAGCGACCUGCCGGCGGGAGUCUCAGAGCCCAUUGUGUAUCUGGAUCUGGAGCCCCGUCCUGGUGCUUCUACUCUGUCUUGCUACCCAGAUGGCAUGUUCUACGAUGGACGCACUGGGGUGUUUAGCCCUGCUACGUGCCCCUAUGGAUGGACGACUGUGUCUCUUGCGGUAAACACUGACCAGAGUGAGGAUGAGGCAACCACCACAGCAUUGUGUUGUUCAUCCGAAUACUCUUACGCUGAUGGGCAUUGCAAGCGUAAUGUUCCUACGGUUCUGGCAGUCCCCAUCAUAUACAACCAUACAGCCGCUACAUACGAUAUUUUGACCAACUCAACCACCACCCUCUACAGCGCCACCCUGGCUGUCAAUACCAUCCGUGCACUCUUCAGAGAGCAAGAUAAGCCGCUCCUCGGCUUGACAAAUGAGGAUGAUAUCGACGACCAGCCGGAAGACGACCACGGAUUGUCAAUGAGUGCCAAGAUUGGAAUCGGAGUUGGCGUGACGCUAUUCGGCUUGUUCACCAUUGGAGCGGCUAUUUUAAUUUAUCUAUGGAGGCGAGACCGCAGCAAAAAGCAUUGCACAAGUGGCACGUCGCACGAGCUGGGUGUUGUGCAGAGGACACAGGGGCCAAUGUACACCAACUCGCCACUUGGCUCGCACCAACGAGCCCGUGCACGCGACGCCGAGCCGCCUCCUGCCUACGACUUCACCACCGAAACCAGCAGCGUCGCAGAUAACGAUGAUGAGAAUACUGCCGUAGCCCGAGAUGGCGAGAUCCAGGUUCUGAUGGCGCAAAAGGAGGCUAUCCAGCGACGCAUCGAGGAGCUGGAAAGGGCC